UUUAAGGCCUAUUAUAAAAAGGGCAAUAUAAUACUUCCUCUAAUUCACAAGCCUUCUCUAUAUCUCUCUUAUCUCUUUAUAAGUAAUAACCCGCUUUACCGGGCCUUCCGGAUAAAUAUCCGGAUAUAUAAUUAUACUUUUGCCUUUAUAUUAAUUAGUUAUAAGAAAGACGCCCGGAUUAACUUCUCUUAUAGGAUCUAA
This is a messenger RNA of Hyaloscypha bicolor E, 201 nucleotides long. RefSeq lists its product as uncharacterized. The transcript has a single exon. The annotation marks the transcript as partial. Lineage: Eukaryota; Fungi; Ascomycota; Leotiomycetes; Helotiales; Hyaloscyphaceae. The record is from RefSeq and is a predicted model, not a curated record.